Ostertagia ostertagi is the source of this 384-nucleotide messenger RNA. The record is from the annotation of a GenBank genome assembly. Lineage: Eukaryota; Metazoa; Nematoda; Chromadorea; Rhabditida; Trichostrongylidae.
CAUCCAACUCUUCCUUUACAGGUGGAUGUAUACUCGUACGGCGUGGUCCUUUGGGAGUUGGUGACACGGGAGCAGCCAUACAAGAACAUCAACCAAAUGGCUAUUAUUUAUGGAGUCGGUUCGAACAAUCUCUCGUUGCCGAUCCCAGAUUCUGCUCCCGAUGGCCUGAAGAUGCUGAUGCGACAGUGCUGGAGUGCCACACCGCGCAAUCGACCGUCAUUCACGCAAUGCCUGAAAUACAUGGACAUCUUGUAUGCGGAAUUCAAAGAAAUGGGGAGUGAGGAGUUCUUCCGACGUAGUGCUAAAUGGCGAGCCGAUGCGGCAAACAUACAGUAUCCCGAGACGCUCACCAAAGGGAACGCACAUAACUUUGCCGAACGAGAA